Messenger RNA from Alternaria ventricosa, 585 nucleotides. RefSeq lists its product as uncharacterized. Bases 1 to 585 code for a protein of 194 amino acids. The transcript has 2 exons. Lineage: Eukaryota; Fungi; Ascomycota; Dothideomycetes; Pleosporales; Pleosporaceae. The record is from RefSeq and is a predicted model, not a curated record.
AUGUCUCCAUUGUCUCGCGACACCAUAUCGCUCGGCAUGUAUACGACGCCCUCGCAGCGCGAGGCCACUAUAUCUUCGGCUAGAUCAGCUUUGAAGUCGAUAACUUUUGUUCUUGCAGGUCGAACAACCCUCUCGGAGCACUGCCCCACAGAACACAUCGGAGUCGACUACGCUAUAGCCGAACGCUCACCGUACCUUUGCAUCUACCUUCCACAGCAAGUACGCGAUGUUAGACCUUUACUACCCAUUCAGCUCGGCGACAUCGAUCCAGCGGGCUUCAAGCUUUAUAUCGAGUGGCUCAACACCGGCGCUGUCAAGUUCUCCGAUCAAUCAUCCCUUCAACUCCGCUCCUGUAUCGAUCUCAUAUACGCGCACAUCGUCGGCUCCGCGUUCUCGCAACCCAACUUCCAAGACUACAUCAUCGACAAGUUAGCUUCUAUUCUUGACCCCGCACAAACUUUCGACCAAAAGAUUCUUGAGAUGUUGUAUCUAGAGAAACACGCGUCCACGCUACUGCGGAAGUUUGUUACGGACAAAAUGUUCGCCACAGUACUUGGGCAAAGCAACGACCUCUUCGAGAACUGA